CAGAGGGACUGGCACGGAGUAGAACAAGACUCUCGGCAGACAAUUGGAACAGGAAGCAAGGAAGGAAGGGGUCUUUCACCCGGAGGAAGACUAGCUAACUCAUUGGGAUUGUGACAAGACAGCCUCACAAUAACUCCAGAGACCACCCAUUGUUCACUAAGGAUUGGAAGAUGAACACCACAGUGAAUGUCUCCAAGGAGUGUGACAGAGAUAGCAGUGUGACAUCGGUGAUAUUCCCAGUUCUAUACAGCAUUCUUUGUAUUGUAGCCCUUGUGCUGAACUCUUCAGCUGCGUGGAUCUUCUUCAGAAUUCCCAGCACCACAACUUUUCUGGUCUUCUUAAAAAAUGUGGUGGUGGCCGACUUGCUGAUGUCUCUAACCAUCCCUAUCAAAAUCUUGAGUGAUGCAGGAGUGGGUUUCUGGCAGCUACGUGCCUUCUAUUGCAGAUUCUCUGCUGUCCUUUUCUACAUCACCAUGUACAUCAGCAUCUUAUUGCUGGGCCUCAUCAGCUUGGACCGCUACCUGAAGAUCGUAAGGCCCUUCGGAAAGUGUGCCCCGCAGAAGGUUCGGGUCGGCCAGAGGCUGAGUGCAGCAGUGUGGAUUGUAAUGCUGUCUCUGGCCCUGCCCAAUGUCAUUCUCAGCAACCAGCCCCCUAAAACCUCGGGGGGCAAACUGAAAUGCUCCUCCAUGAAGGGCGAAGCGGGGAAACUAUGGCAUGAGGGGUUCAACUACUUCUGCCAGGUCAUCUUUUGGGGCACGUUUGCCUUGAUGGUGUUUUGCUACACGUUCAUCAGCAAGAAGGUCUAUGAGUCAUACAAAGCCUCAAAGAGCAAAUCUCAUGCUGCAAACAGAAGAACCAAAGCCAAAGUGUUUGUGGUGGUUGGGGUAUUUUUCGUCUGCUUCGCCCCUUUCCAUUUUGUACGAGUGCCUUAUACGCUGACUCAAACCCGCGACGGCGGCGACUGCCGAGCAAAGAAAGCGAUCUACAUUGCCAAGGAAACCACACUGUGGCUGUCUGCAACUAAUGUCUGCCUUGACCCGCUUAUUUACAUCUUCCUGUGCAAAGUGUUCAGGAAGAGACUGAUGACCACGUUCUGCAAAGACCCCAGGGAGUCUUCCAAAUCCUCAAUGACACAAAUGGAGAUGUCACCAAUGGACCACACUACCAGGCUGUCACACAAUGACACAUCGCACAUCAAUCAAUGCACAUCAGCUUCAAGUUUCGACUGCUGACGUCUUUCAUACCUGGACGACUGUUUACUGUUGUCGUAUGCGGCAGUUCGUUUCGUUAGAAAGCUUGCACAAACUCUUAAAAUGAGCAGACUGUGAAUGGACUUGGACAAAUCAGAUGUGCCAGUAAUUUCAGUGUCUGCUGUUUCAGCGAAUGUCAUGCAAAAAUGUUUUUUGCUUACUCAUCCGACAUAUUUCCUUAACAAAGCUUACUGUCAAUUUCUGCAUCCUGUGGUUUAAUCUUGCUCAAACUGCACUUUCCCUCUGUUUCAGACUUACUGUAUUGGGGUGAAAAUAAUAUUGACAGAACACAUUUUAAAAGCUAUUUGUCAGAGAAGAGCUAAAUAAGAAUAACUGUAGCAAACCAGAAUCGGUUAGAGCAGUCUGAUGAUGAAAAUAAUGUGGUACUGAUCAUUGGAUUACUAAUAUUUUUGCAUUAGCGCGAUAUAUUUAUGUCUUAGUCACACAGCAGUCAUUUUAUUUCUAUAAAGCUCAUUUGAAUAAUUAUGUAACUUUAGCGGAUGAUGCCACACAUUUUACACGAGGUAAAGGCUAUGAUAUACCAGCUAUACCAGUUUUCAGAUGUAACUCAAAACUAGUUUUGUACAUGCAGAUCUAGCUUUCAGAUUCCAGGUCUGAGUUUCUGGGCUUGAAUUAAGCAUCUCAUAAAAACAGAUUAAAAACAAAGCAAAUCAGAAAAAGGGGUCAGACUACCAGCUGUUGUGAGCAGGCUGCAAAUUAUUGAAAAACAACAACCUGCUAUAUAGUACUCUUACAAAACUACUGGUAACUGUAAUUACACGGUGUUCCAGUUGGCUUCUGUAAGCACUGAUGAGACUAUAGGGCAGAUUUUAUGAUAAGUGACCCAGUUCUGCAUGUUUGCAGUGCUGUUUUAGCUUCAUAUGCCUUAAGUGAGGUUGUAAUAUAUACUAUAAAUUUGAUCAAAAAUAAUAUCAGCAUUAUGGGGGGAUUGGUAUCAAUAUUUUUUAGGAUUGUUGUUUCAUUUCUACCACAGAAAUGUUCCAAGUGCAGAAAAUUGUACACUCUAAGUCGUAUUCUGAAGUACUUUUUAAUCACCAUUCAUUUGUUCAAUUAUUACAUAUAAAAUCUGUUUUACUUUUUACUGCCAUGUUUUACAGUAAAAGGUUGUAAUAGUUAAAGACAACUCAUAGCGGUUGUCUUUACAACAAGCGCUCUGAAAAAAUUACCACAAAAACUCUUUCGGUGGUAAACUAAUCUUGACUGAUCUGUCUUCAAAAGACUGCUUUCUUCUUUUCUUAUUACAUGGAAAUAUGUAAUAUUUGUAAAGGAAAAAAAAGAAUUAUGAAAGUAUUUCACUGACAGAAUUAUAAAUCAUUAUAAGUAAAUAACAUUUUACUUCAAAGGUUAGAUCUUACUUAUAAUAAAUUCACCCUAAAUUUUGGAGAACUAGUUUAUGCAUGGAGAGGUGAUGGUACUAGAAGUCGCUGUUUUGCUGGUCCACUCUAACCUGAACUGUUUCUCUGUAAAGUUGUUUUUCUGAUUGUAAUGCACAUGUGUAUUUAAUGUUUGCAUAUCAUUUUCUUUAUAUCA
Poecilia reticulata (guppy) is the source of this 2801-nucleotide messenger RNA. RefSeq names its product P2Y purinoceptor 13-like. Gene Ontology annotation, cellular component: membrane. Gene Ontology annotation, molecular function: G protein-coupled purinergic nucleotide receptor activity. Gene Ontology annotation, biological process: negative regulation of adenylate cyclase activity; G protein-coupled receptor signaling pathway. NCBI's taxonomy places the organism in Eukaryota, Metazoa, Chordata, Actinopteri, Cyprinodontiformes, Poeciliidae. The record is from RefSeq and is a predicted model, not a curated record.